CGUUCACAAGUAGCAUUUCAAUUCUGACAACAUGCACGCGUUCAGGAUAUUCCUAGUAGUGGUGGUAGUUAUGGUCGUGACGUCCGAGGGAUUCGCGAUUUUAGGAGCGAAGAAAGUACUGUUCAAAAAGGUGAAAGCAGUGAAGCUUGGCUUUCUGGCAGACGCCAAGUUGGCGGCAUUGAAGUUCAAGGCAGGAGCCAAGCUGAAGAAGGCAGCGAUCCUUGAUACGUUCAAGGCUCUGGCCAAAGCGAAGGUGGGUCUAAUCGGUGGAGUGAAGGCGGCUAAGCUGAAGUUCCUGGCUGGAUUAGCGGCCAUAAAGCUUGCGAAAUUGGCGGCGGUUAAGGCAGCGAAGCUCACCUUCUUCAAGUCGCUUGUCGCGGCCAAAGUGGCGGAAAAAAUAGUCUUCGACGGCGGUGCCGCGCUCCUUGACAGUGCGAAAAAAGUCGUCAAGGGUGGUCUUGGAGGCGUUUUUAAAGGCGAUCUCAAGAAAGAAAAAUACGUCGAGGACAAGAAGGGAAAAACCUUCCUCGAAGGAAUCGGCGGUCUUUUCGGAGGUAUCGGCGGCACCGGUGGUCUAUUUGGCGGAAGUGGCGGCAUCGGCGGUCUCUUCGGCGGAAAAGGCGACUAUGGCGGUAACCCCUUCAGCUCGAUCUUCGGGAACAUUCUUCUGAACGCGUUUAACGGAGGAGCAUAUGCCCGCGUCGACAACAGACCCAAGGUUGACAUCAGCGACAUUAUUUCAGGCAUAUCCGGUCUCGGCCGACUUCCGUCCCUCAUUUCUACCUCCAACAAACCCGCCAUCAAUAUCCAGACCUACCAGACUAACUCGGCACCUGCUUUCGUCCAGACCUACGAACACCCUCCCCCUGUUUUGACCAGCUUCUCGCCUCCGGUCGUCUCCUACACUCCCGAGCACUCCUUUGCUCCUGAACACACUCACUCGUCUCCUCCGGAGCACUCCUUUGUUCCUGAAGACAUUUACUCGUCUCCUCCGGAGCACUCCUUUGUUCCGGAACACACUUACGGAGCUCCUCCGGAGCACUCAUAUUCGGCUCCAGCCACCGUCUACGGCCCCCCAAGCCACUCUUACUCUCCACCCUCAACGAGCUACGGAGUACCAGAAUAUUAGAUUUAAUAGUUAAUUAUACAAUAAUACACCGUUGAGAUACUGUUUACUUGU
Molecule: messenger RNA, 1180 nt
Organism: Neodiprion fabricii
Lineage: Eukaryota; Metazoa; Arthropoda; Insecta; Hymenoptera; Diprionidae
Exons: 2
Coding region: 32-1129 (365 amino acids)
Source: RefSeq, a predicted model, not a curated record